AUGUGUUUCAGUGUUAAUGAUUUGCAAGUUGGACUUACUGUGAAUUUAACGAAUCAAGAAGGAACUCUUAAGCUGCUUCUCCUGGAUUCUGGAUGCCAUGUUAGAGAUUUAUCCAUAAAGUUACAUGGUGGAGCAGCUUGGCUUUACCAAGUGCUAGUAGAUGCUUUUGCAGGAAGUAUAGCAUCUGGAGUUGAAGAGGCAGUUUCUGAUCAAAUAAAUGAGGGGAUAUCAACUCUUGAUGUUUUGUUACAAUCUCUUCCAAAGACUUACCCAAUAGACGAAACAGCUGCUCUAAAUGUUUCUUUCGUGAACAAUCCUGAGCUAAGUGAUUCUGCUAUUGAAUUAGAAAUUAGUGGUUUAUUCAUAGGAAGGAAUGAAAUUUUGUCACCUCAAGGUUACCACAGAGGUUCAGACGUUUCUGUUUCCCGUGCCAACCCUUCGCCAAAGAUGAUAACAAUUUCAUUACAUGAAAAUGUUUUCAAAUCCGGUUCCUUGGUUUACUUCACUGCAGAUACUUUGAAAUGGACUGUUGAUGAACUGCCUGAUCAGAACCUUCUGAACACUGCUGAAUGGAGAUUCAUUAUUCCUCAGUUAUACAAGCAAUAUCCAAACGAUGACAUGAAUCUUGAUGUCUUUGUGUCUUCUCCACCGGAUAUACAAGUGACAAACAAAGAUGUUGUUGUCCAAAUUUCCAUAGAUAUAAUACUUAAUGUUCUGGAAGCUGGUGAAGUCGUACCUGUUGCAUGCAUCUCGGUGGAUUUUAGUGCAUCUUGUGCUGCGGAGAUCAUAGGAAACAAUCUUGCUGGUUGGCUUAAAUUGAAAAAGUUUUCGACAUACUUGAAAUGGAGUAAAAUAGGGAAACUGCACGUGAAUCUGAUUCAGUCAGUGACAUCAGCUGUCCUCAAAACCGUUCUCAUACCAUACCUGAACUCACAGUUAGUGAGGGGAAUUCCACUGCCAAUUCUUAAUGAUUUUGCUCUUGAGAAUGCUCGUAUAUUGUAUGCUCCCCCAUGGAUUACUGUGACCAGUGAUGUUUCUUUCUUCGGACACUAUCAUCACAAGCAUCUACCAGCUUAUGUAUCAUAA
Molecule: messenger RNA, 1086 nt
Organism: Vigna umbellata (rice bean)
Lineage: Eukaryota; Viridiplantae; Streptophyta; Magnoliopsida; Fabales; Fabaceae
Source: RefSeq, a predicted model, not a curated record